Pocillopora verrucosa is the source of this 1858-nucleotide messenger RNA. NCBI's taxonomy places the organism in Eukaryota, Metazoa, Cnidaria, Anthozoa, Scleractinia, Pocilloporidae. The record is from RefSeq and is a predicted model, not a curated record.
UUCAAACAGUGGAGAGCAAAGGUGACACACGCAGAAUCGUUGUUGAUUGUGUUGCUAUAGUGCGUUUAUCUCGUCAGCUUUGCUUGGCACGAUCAGCGAGGAUUUUUUCCUUCGCCGUUGUUGCAUUUGGGAAGUAACUCUUUAGUUGCCCAGGAACGUAGUUGUGUCUGUGGAAUGACCCAUUUGGCUCCCUGUUUUGCACUUAAAACUAACAGCAACCCUUUGUCUUGUCGUCACGGAACGAUUACGUAGAGGAAUAUUUGGACGCCAACGAAUUGCGCAAUAAAGCUGAUGCGUAACUUUCCAAACACUGACACAACAACUCUACCACGCAUCUCGCAAAUCGACUGUUUACCUCAGAAUCGCUUGAAUCCGGACGAGUUUGAACAGAAACGAAGAGCAGAUAAGGUAGGAGAACACGAAACUCACAUCAUGGCUCAAACAGCGGCCUUGAAAGAACAGAGCUUUGGCCGCCGUGGUAAACGGACGAAUUAUACGUCGGGGAUCUUGCCUCCCAUUUCGCAGAUUUCCAUGGGGGGAAGACAACUCCCGGCGGAAGCGAGUGCAAAGGAAGAAGGCUUGAAGCUUCCUCCGAUUUCCCAAGUGGCUUGUCUCGGGGGCUAUCUCGAUGAAAAACAGCUUGUGAUGAAACAGUCAAAGUCUAGAAUCAGAGACAGCGAUUCUGAGUUUGUAAGACUGUCUAAAGCUGGUGGUCAGAAAAACCUCCUGUGCUACACAGAGGCAGAUUCUUCGCCGCGCGAGGACGCAACGAACGCGAACACAUUUCCACGCUCCACUCGUUACCAUCCCGGGUUCACUUCAGAGGCAGACCCAAGAUGGCGCCCAUCUCAUUGGUCGGACUUUUCGCGACAGAAGCAAGCGAGAAGUGAUCAUAAAUUGAUAUGGAGGCCUGGAGGCUUUUUAAGUAAUAUGGCCAAACCCUUUUACAAGCCUUUGGACAGGCCAGAGAGGGAAGAAAUUUGGUACUGUUAUUACGUUCCUCGUCAAAAGCCAGACUCAAAACCAAUUCAGCGUGUUCCUAUUUCACAAGUGCCGGACCUGACUAACGAGACAACCAGGCUAGUUACUGAAAACAAAUAUCGAAAUGUGGGCAGAGUUUUGGAAACUGAUUCAAAGUACGUGAAGUUAGCCAAAACUGGCGGGCGAAAGAACCUGUUAUGUUAUAAAGAAAACGAACGCGAAAACAGCGGGCCUAAAAGAUACGAAGUAGCCGCGUGGUAUUACCACGAUAGUGACAUGGACAAAGAAAAAGAACUCAGUGAAGAGGAGAGGCAUAACAGAUACAACGUUACGUAUGGGAAACGGUGUUAUAAGAUUUCUCAACUUGAAAAACCCAUUGUAUAUCAGCGUCCGGAUUAUAUGACGCAUUUGGAAUCAGAGGAGUUGAUCAUGUCGCUGGGCGCAUCACAUCGCAUUCCAGAUCGCCCGAUCUUCGGCUUCGACAGGUUGUCGUUUUGGAAGCGAGACGAAGAGGAAAAAUCGAACAAGCUGCCUCCUUUGGUGGUAAACGAGAAUGCGAGGGAAAAAUCUGCGCAGCUGGGCUCUCCCAAAAAGUUUGUACCAACGAAGAAGAAGGUGAAGUUGCCAAAGUCCUCUAAGAAAUCUCAGCUGUCCAACAAUAGAAAAUUGUUCAGUUCAGGUUAUGCUACAGAAUGGCAUGAAAAGUGGUACGUGAAGGCCUUAAAGAAAUGAUUAUUCGACCGCUAAGACUGGGGCUACGGAACAAACAGACAAAGUCAAGGUUUUGUUAUCUAGCGAGUGACCAUUGCAAAACUAGUUAAUGAACAGUCAGAGAAUUCCAGCGAAGAUUCAUUCAGAAUAUUAACCGGAAAGUUAA